This is a messenger RNA of Oncorhynchus masou masou (cherry salmon), 10737 nucleotides long. Its product is annotated as teneurin-2-like. Gene Ontology annotation, cellular component: neuron projection. Lineage: Eukaryota; Metazoa; Chordata; Actinopteri; Salmoniformes; Salmonidae. The record is from RefSeq and is a predicted model, not a curated record. Gene Ontology annotation, molecular function: protein homodimerization activity; cell adhesion molecule binding; protein heterodimerization activity. The transcript is spliced from 29 exons. The coding region runs from base 66 to 6995 and encodes 2309 amino acids. Gene Ontology annotation, biological process: heterophilic cell-cell adhesion; neuron development.
ACAGCAGUAUAGACAGUGGGGAUGUGGAGGUGGGGAGGAGGGUGAGUCAGGAGAUUCCUCCUGGGAUGUUCUGGAGGUCUCUGCUUCACCUGGCCCAGCCACAGUUCCUCAAGUUCAACAUCUCCCUGGGGAAAGAUGCUCUGUUCGGGGUCUACAUCCGCAAGGGCCUGCCCCCCUCACACGCACAGUAUGACUACAUGGAGCGCUUGGACGGUAAAGAGAAGUGGAGUGUUGUGGAGUCUCCUCGAGAACGCCGCAGCAUCCAGACUGUGGUUCUAAACGAAGCAGUGUUUGUUCAGUACCUGGACCCGGGAGCAUGGCAUCUAGCCUUCUACAAUGACGGACGAGAAAGAGAGACUGUCUCCUUUAACACUGCUAUAAUGGACUCGGUACAGGAGUGUCCCCGUAAUUGUCAUGGCAACGGAGAGUGUGUGUCUGGUGUGUGUCACUGCUUCCCUGGGUUCCAUGGCAUGGACUGCUCCAAAGAGGCCUGUCCAGUGCUGUGUAGUGGUAAUGGUCAGUAUGAUAAGGGAUCCUGUAUCUGCUACAGUGGAUGGAAGGGAGCAGAGUGUGCCGUCCCCACCACCCACUGCAUUGACCCUCUCUGUAGUGGACAUGGGACCUGCACUGACGGGACCUGUGUCUGCUCCCUGGGGUACAAGGGAGACAACUGUGCCAAAGUGGACUGCCUGGACCCGACCUGUUCUAAUAACGGUGUCUGUGUGAACGGGGAGUGCCACUGUAAACCCGGCUGGGGCGGCCCACACUGUGAGCUGCAGCGGACACUGUGCCCAGACCAAUGCCAUGGCCACGGUGCAUUCAUACCAGACACUGGCCUCUGUAGCUGUGACCCCAAUUGGAUGGGACCAGACUGCUCAGUAGAAGUGUGUUCUGUGGACUGCGGGACCCACGGUGUGUGUUUGGGCGCAGCGUGUCAUUGUGAGGAGGGCUGGACGGGCACCGGGUGUGACCAGCGAGUGUGUAACCCACUGUGCAUCAAACAUGGAACCUGCAAAGACGGCAAGUGCCAGUGUCACCAGGGCUGGAAUGGAGAACACUGCACCAUCGAUGGCUGUCCUAACCUGUGUAAUGGUAAUGGUCAGUGUACCAUAGGGGAGCAGAGCUGGCACUGUGAAUGCCAGACAGGCUGGAGGGGUGCCGGAUGCAGCGUUGCCAUGGAGACCUCCUGUGCCGACAACACGGACAAUGAAGGGGAUGGUCUGACGGACUGUAUGGAUCCAGACUGUUGUAUCCAGAGCCCGUGUCAGAACAGCCCUCUGUGUCGGGGCUCCAGAGACCCCCUCCAGGUGAUCCAGCAGAGCCCCCUGUCUCUGUCCCAACCCCGGGUAGGAUCCUUCUAUGACAGGGUCAUGAUGCUGGUGGGACGGGACAGCACACACAUCAUACCUGGGGAAAACCCAUUCAAUGCCAGCUUGGCGUCUCUGAUCCGAGGUCAGGUGUUAACUACAGAUGGUACUCCCCUGGUGGGAGUCAAUGUUUCCUUUGUCAGAUAUCCACACUAUGGAUAUACUCUCACACGCCAGGACGGAACGUUUGACCUUCUAGCGAACGGCGGCGCCUCGUUGACCCUGAGGUUUGAGCGCGCUCCGUUCAUCACGCAGGACCGCACGGUGUGGUUACCAUGGAGUCGUUUCUACGUCAUGGAUACGCUGGUGAUGAAGACUGAGGAGAACACCAUCCCAGGGUGUGACCUCAGCGGCUUCCUCCGACCUGACCCUGUGGUCAUUACCUCACCUCUGUCAUCACUCUUCUCCUCUCGACCCAGGGACAAGCCCAUCAUACCUGAGACACAGGUGCUCCACGAGAUGAUAGAUGUUCCAGGGACCAGUCUGAAGCUGUGCUACCUGAGCUCCAGGACGUCUGGCUACCGCAGCCUGCUGAAGGUGACCAUGACUCCAGCCAUGGUGUCUCUGGGCCUGCUCAAAGUCCACCUGAUGGUGGCUGUGGAGGGACAUCUCUUCCAGAAGUGGUUCCACGCCUCGCCCAACCUGGCCUACACGUACAUUUGGGAUAAAACAGAUGCCUAUGGACAGAGAGUCUAUGGGCUGUCGGAAGCUGUCGUGUCAGUGGGGUAUGAGUAUGAGUCGUGUGCCAGUCUGAUCCUAUGGGAAAAGAGGACAGCAGUACUACAGGGCUUUGAACUGGACCCUUCUAAUCUGGGAGGCUGGUCUCUGGAUAAACACCAUAUCCUCAACACACGCAGCAGUAUCCUCCAUAAGGGUAGUGGUGAGAACGUGUUUGUGUCACAGCAGCCCCCUGUGAUCAGCAGUGUAAUGGGGAACGGCCGUCGACGCUCUAUCUCCUGCCCCAGCUGUAACGGCCUCGCCGACAGCAACAAGCUACUGGCGCCCGUAGCCCUGGCAAUAGGCAUCGACGGGAGCCUCUACGUGGGAGACCUGAACUUCAUACGCAGGGUCUACCCCUCGCUCAAUACCACAGGCAUACUGGAACUGAGGAACAAAGAUUUCAGACACAGUAACAACCCCACUCAUAAGUACUUCCUGGCCAUUGACCCAGUAACGGGGGCGUUGUUUAUCUCGGAUACCAAUUCGCGGCGUAUCUACCGUGUGCGCUCUCUGACGGGCGGGCGGCUUCUGUCGGACAACGCAGAGGUGGUGGCUGGGACAGGAGAGCAGUGUCUGCCCUUCGACGAGCGCUGUGGGGAUGGAGGCAAAGCUACUGAGGCGACACUGAUGAGCCCCAAAGGUAUUGCUGUGGAUCAGAAUGGUCUGCUGUAUUUUGUGGACGCCACUAUGAUCCGUAAGGUUGACCAAAACGGGAUCAUCUCCACUCUACUGGGCGCCAACGACCUGACCGCAGUACGACCACUCAGCUGUGACGCUAGCAUGGACGUCAGCCAGGUGCGUCUGGAGUGGCCUACAGACCUGGCAGUAAACCCCAUGGAUAACUCUCUGUACGUCCUGGAGAACAACGUUGUGCUGCGCAUCACUGAGAACCACCAAGUGAGCGUCAUAGCAGGGCGGCCCAUGCAUUGUCAGGUUCCAGGUGUAGACUACAGCCUGAGUAAGCUUGCCAUCCAUGCUGCGUUGGAGAGCGCGACAGCCAUCGCCCUGUCUUACACCGGAGUUCUCUACAUCGCUGAGACGGACGAGAAGAAAAUCAACCGCGUCAGACAGGUAUCCACUAAUGGCGAGAUGUCUCUGCUGGCCGGCGCCACAUCAGACUGCGACUGCAAGAAUGAUGUCAACUGCAACUGUUUCUAUGGCGACGACGGCUACGCGCCCGACUCCGGCCUCAACUCCCCGGCCUCGCUCGCCGUCUCACCCGACGGAACGCUUUUCAUCGCCGAUCUUAACAACAUACGCAUCAGAGCCGUACGAGCCAAUCGACCCGGCCCGUCAGCCUCGGGGGCAGGAUCCGGAUCGAUGAUGGGACAAUAUGAAGUUGCGUCGCCACGGGAACAGGAGCUCUAUGUGUUCAACGGUGACGGUCAACAUCUACAGACCGUGAGUCUGGUCACGGGAGAACCGCUAUAUAACUUCACCUACGGGCCGGACAGAGAGCUAGCCACGGUGGUGGACAACUGCAACAACAGUCUCAGGGUGAGAAGGGAGGGUCUGGGCCAGGGGGGGAGUUCUGGCCUCCUCAGACUGGUGUUACUGCCAGAGAACCAGGUGGUGACCCUGGGUUUGGACCCUGCUGGGGGGUUGAGGAGUGUCUCAGCCCAGGGACAGGAGGUGGCCCUACUGGGGUACUCUGGGAGUACAGGACUACUGGCCACCAAGGCUGACGAGACCGGAUGGACCAGCUUCUACCAGUAUGACAGUGAGGGUCGUCUGACCAAUGUAACCUAUCCUACUGGCAUGGUGACCAGUCUGCACCGGGAGAUGGAACGUUCCAUCAACAUUGACAUAGAGAGCUCCAGCAGAGACGAUGACGUCACCGUUAUCACCAACCUGUCCUCUGUGGAGGCCUCAUACACCGUGGUGCAAGACCAGGUGAGGAACAGCUACCAACUGUGUAACAACGGCACCCUGCGGGUGAUGUAUGCCAAUGGGAUGGGCAUCAGCUUCCACACUGAGCCCCACAUUCUGGCCGGGUCGGUCAGUCCUACAAUCGGCCGUAGGAACAUCACACUACCCACAGACAACGGACUCAACUCCAUCGAGUGGCGGCUCCGCAAGGAACAGACCAAGGGGAAGGUCACUGUUUUUGGCAGGAAGCUAAGGGCACAUGGCCGUAACCUCCUCUCCAUCGACUUUGACCGCAACACUCGGACGGAGAAGAUCUAUGACGACCACCGCAAGUUCACGCUCCGCAUCAUGUACGACUCGCAGGGCCGGCCCGCCAUGUGGUUGCCUAGCAGCAGCCUGGCAGUGGUGAACGUGUCGUAUUCGACCACGGGUCAGCUGGUGGGGCUGCAGAGGGGCAGUAUGAGCGAGAAGACAGAGUUUGACCCUCAGGGACGUAUUCUGUCACGGUCGUUCAUAGACGGCAAGGUGUGGAGCUAUAGUUAUCUGGAUAAGUCCAUGGUCCUUCUCCUACAGAGCCAGAGACAGUACAUAUUUGAGUUUGACACCUCGGGGCGCAUCACAGCCGUCACCAUGCCUAGUGUAGCCCGCCACACCAUGUUCACCCACGUCUCUAUCGGUUACAUCCGCAACACCUACAACCCUCCAGAGAGCAACGCCUCCAUCAUCCAUGACUUCACCGAAGACGGCCGCCCUAAGGCCACCCACUACCUCGGCACCGGUCGACGUGUCCUCUACAAGUAUGGCAAGCUGGCCAAGCUCGCUGAGAUCCUCUACGACAGCACCACGGUGACGUUCGGUUAUGACGAGACGGCUGGGGUUCUGAAGAUGGUGAAUUUACAGAGCGGCGGGUUCUCCUGUACGAUACGUUACCGUAAGAUGGGUCCGUUGAUUGACAAGCAGAUCUACCGGUUCAGUGAGGAGGGGAUGGUGAAUGCUAGGUUUGACUAUACGUAUCACGACAACAGCUUCCGUAUCGCUAGUAUGAAGCCAGUCAUCAGUGAGACUCCUCUGCCUGUGGACCUCUACCGCUAUGACGAGAUCUCUGGAAAGGUGGAACACUUUGGGAAGUUUGGCGUGAUCUACUAUGACAUCAACCAGAUCAUAACCACGGCUGUGAUGACCCUCAGCAAGCACUUCGACACCCACGGGCGCAUCAAGGAGGUGCAGUACGAGAUCUUCAGGUCUCUGAUGUACUGGAUGACGGUGCAGUACGACAGUAUGGGACGCGUGGUGAAGAGAGAGCUGAAGAUAGGACCAUACGCCAACACAACACAGUACCGCUAUGAGUAUGACGGUGACGGACAGCUCAGCGGGGUGAAGGUGAAUGACUGGUCCACAUGGCGCUACAGCUACGACCUGAACGGUAACCUGCACCUCCUCAACCCCGGGAACAGCGCCCGCCUCACGCCGCUCCGCUACGACCUCCGAGACCGCAUCACACGCCUGGGUGACGUUCAGUACCAUCUGGAUGAGGACGGCUUCCUGAGCCAGCGAGGCUCGGAUGUCUUCGACUACAACUCCAAGGGCCAGCUCCUCAGAGCAUAUAGCAAGCUCCCGGGAGGCUGGAGCAUCCAGUACCGCUAUGACGGACUGGGAAGGAGAGUGUCCACUAGAACCAGUCUGGGACAACACCUCCAGUUCUUCUACGCUGAUCUGAACCACCCGGCAAGAGUCACACAUAUAUUUAACCACUCCAGCUCAGACAUCGCUUCACUGUACUAUGACUUGCAGGGUCAUCUGUUUGCUAUGGAGGUGAGUAGUGGAGAGGAGUAUUACAUCGCCUCAGACAACACAGGAACACCACUGGCUGUCUUCAGCAGCAACGGACAGAUGAUCAAACAGGUACAGUAUACAGCGUACGGGGAGGUGUACCUGGACUCUAACCCAGAGUUCCAGCUGGUGGUUGGGUUCCAUGGUGGUCUCUAUGACACCCUGACCAAUCUGGUCCACUUCACCCAGAGGGACUAUGACGUCCUGGCAGGUCGCUGGACCUCUCCAGACUAUGCCAGCUGGCCCAAGAUCGGCAAGGACCCUGCACCCUUCAACCUGUAUAUGUUCAAGAACAACAACCCCCUCAGCGACGUGUUGGACAUCAAGAACUACGUCACAGACGUGAAGAGUUGGCUGGUGAUGUUUGGUUUCCAGCUCAGUAACAUCAUUCCAGGGUUCCCCCGUCACACCCUCUACUUCGUGGAGCCUCCCUAUGAGCUGCAGGCCAGCAAGGACUGUGAAAACGGACAGCUGAUAACGGGGGUGCAGCAGGCAGCGGAGCGCCACAACCAGGCCUUCAUGGCCCUGGAGGGACGGCUCCUUAACAAGGACCCCCGCGACCGCCGCGACAAGCCCGGACACUGGUUCGGCACGUCAACGCCCAUCAUCGGCCGGGGAGUGAUGCUAGCGCUGAAGGAAGGACGUGUGGUGGCGGCAGUUAGCUCCAUGGCAACCGACGACAGCCGGAAAGUGUCCUUAGUCCUCAAUGGCGCCAUCUACCUGGAUGGAACGCACUACACGCAGGCCGGACAUGACUGUCACUUCUUCGUUAAAGUCGGUUCGGCCGAUAGUGAUUUACUGGCGCUGGGGCUGACCAACGGACGCAAGGCGCUGGAGAGCGGGAUCAACGUGACUGUGAGCGGGAGGUCACGGCGCGGCGCCACAGUGGAGUUUGCGGUGCCGUCGUUAGCACUCAGCGUGCGGUAUGGGCUAGCGCUGGACGUGGUGGAUGAGGAGAGGGUGAGGCUGCUGGAACUAGCCCGGCAGAGGGCCCUGGCUGGGGCCUGGCUGAGGGAGCGGCAGAGGGCCAAGGAUGGGAAGGAGGGGAGCCGGCUGUGGACGGAGGGAGAGAAGCAGCAGCUGCUGACCGCGGGGAGGGUACAGGGGUAUGAUGGGUAUUAUGUUCUACCUGUGGAACAGUACCCAGAACUGGCUGACAGCAGCACCAACAUCCAGUUCCUGAGACAAAACGAGAUGGGCAAGAGGUAACAGCCCACCUGGACUGGGAUGGAGGACUGGCUGACUCUUUCUCUCUCACUGACUCUCCUCCCCUUCUCCUCCUCAUCCCUUUCAUCUUCUCACCCUAGUUACUAGUUCCUUCCUCUCUUCGCUCCCCCUACCUUCUCCCCCUUUCCUCUCCAACCCCGCAGAAAAUAAACCAACAAAUGGGGUUUCUCACUGAACGCUGCAGGGACUUUUGAAAAGAAGAAUAUACUAAACUUUUUUUGUUGUUACUUUUAUUGCCAAGGGCAAAACAUCUAACAUUUAGACAGAGGUUUAUUUUAUUUGUUGUUGAAAACAAACUGUGGAGAAAGGCACUCAUGAACCUUGAAAAACAAACUGUUGCUUAAUAACUAAGAUUCCCGUUUUUAAAAAAUAAAUCGAUAUUUUCACCAAUAUUUUUGGGGACUUUGAGGGCGUAAUGACAGACUCUGAACUGAUGGUGGCGCUGUGUUGUGCUGGGUGCUCUGGUAAGGGCCUGCACCUGAAAUUAACUUGUAGAUCAAAGGGACCAAUAGGGAGGCAGAGCCACCACAGGGCCCAGCGAAUCACAACACUGAUCAGAAGAGAAGAUCAGCAACAAGCACCGCAGCGUCACUUACACGGAGUAAAACUACUUGUCAUCAGUCUCAGGCCUCCCAUUCUCCACCACAAAACUGUUCUCAGCUAUUGCAGCAACAUAUCCUAGCAACCAAUACUCACACCACUGAGAUCCUUUAACUCAUAAAGACUUCAAACAAAAGAAAACGAAAACUUUAAAGACACAAAGUUGGAGGGGAAAAAAAUAUUGUGAAAAUGUAUCAGAAUGUGUCAAUAUGUGUCAGACUACCAUACUACAGUUCAGACUACUAUACUACAGUUCAGACUACUACACUACAGUUCAGACUACUACACUACAGUUCAGACUACUACACUACAGUUCAGACUACUAUACUACAGUUCAGACUACUAUACUACAGUUCAGACUACUACACUACAGUUCAGACUACUAUACUACAGUUCAGACUACUACACUACAGUUCAGACUACUAUACUACAGUUCAGACUACUACACUACAGUUCAGACUACUACAUUACAGUUCAGACUACUACACUACAGUUCAGACUACUACACUACAGUUCAGACUACUACACUACAGUUCAGACUACUAUACUAUGGUUCAGACUACUAUACUACAGUUCAGACUACUAUACUACAGUUCAGACUACUAUACUACAGUUCAGACUACUAUACUACAGUUCAGACUACUACACUACAGUUCAGACUACUACACUACAGGUCAGACUACGAUACAAUUGUUUACUUCAUUCAUUGGUUCAGACUACUAUACUAUGGUUCAGACUACUAUACUACAGUUCAGACUACUACACUACAGUUCAGACUACUAUACUACAGUUCAGACUACUACACUACAGUUCAGACUACUAUACUACAGUUCAGACUACUACACUACAGUUCAGACUACUACACUACAGUUCAGACUACUACACUACAGUUUAGACUACUACACUACAGGUCAGACUACGAUACAAUUGUUUACUUCAUUCAUUGGUUCAGACUACUACACUACAGUUCAGACUACUAUACUACAGUUCAGACUACUAUACUACAGUUCAGACUACUACACUACAGUUCAGACUACUAUACUACAGUUCAGACUACUAUACUACAGUUCAGACUACUACACUACAGUUCAGACUACUACACUACAGUUCAGACUACUAUACUACAGUUCAGACUACUACACUACAGUUCAGACUACUACACUACAGUUCAGACUACUACACUACAGUUCAGACUACUAUACUACAGUUCAGACUACUACACUACAGUUCAGACUACUAUACUACAGUUCAGACUACUACACUACAGUUCAGACUACUAUACUACAGUUCAGACUACUACACUACAGUUCAGACUACUACACUACAGUUCAGACUACUAUACUACAGUUCAGACUACUAUACUACAGUUCAGACUACUAUACUACAGUUCAGACUACUACACUACAGUUCAGACUACUAUACUACAGUUCAGACUACUACACUACAGUUCAGACUACUAUACUACAGUUCAGACUACUACACUACAGUUCAGACUACUAUACUACAGUUCAGACUACUAUACUACAGUUCAGACUACUAUACUACAGUUCAGACUACUAUACUACAGUUCAGACUACUAUACUACAGUUCAGACUACUAUACUACAGUUCAGACUACUAUACUACAGUUCAGACUACUACACUACAGUGUAGUAGUAUUAUCCCAGACUACUAUACUACAGUUCAGACUACUACACUACAGUUCAGACUACUAUACUACAGUUCAGACUACUAUACUACAGUUCAGACUACUACACUACAGUUCAGACUACUAUACUACAGUUCAGACUACUACACUACAGUUCAGACUACUAUACUACAGUUCAGACUACUAUACUACAGUUCAGACUACUAUACUACAGUUCAGACUACUAUACUACAGUUCAGACUACUAUACUACAGUUCAGACUACUACACUACAGUUCAGACUACUAUACUACAGUUCAGACUACUACACUACAGUUCAGACUACUACACUACAGUUCAGACUACUACACUACAGUUCAGACUACUACACUACAGUUCAGACUACUACACUACAGUUCAGACUACUACACUACAGUUCAGACUACUAUACUACAGUUCAGACUACUACACUACAGUUCAGACUACUAUACUACAGUUCAGACUACUAUACUACAGUUCAGACUACUACACUACAGUUCAGACUACUAUACUACAGUUCAGACUACUAUACUACAGUUCAGACUACUAUACUACAGUUCAGGGUGUUACGUAUAGUAGCGGUAGAAGCAGUAGUUGUGUAUGUUUCAGUCGCAGUAGAAUUGUGAAACUUUCACCAAGGCACUUCUGUACAGAAACAAUGUAAAAACACCUACCAUACACUUAGUCCAGAAUACAUACAGAACUAGUAUUAUCAAAAGCUAUUUAUAUUAUUUUAUUAUUUGUAUGUGUAUUUAUUAUUCGUAGUACUAAAUGACAAUCAUGAAGGGAGUCACUAGUUUAUCGAAGAGGACAUUACGUUAAUUUUAUUUUGUAAAAUAUCUAAGAAAUUUUGAAUAUGUUUUUUUUUGUAUUCAUUUAAACAUUUGCUCCCAGAGCAAAUAAUAGUCACACUCCAAAAUAAUAGUUUAUGUAAGAAAGUGUUGUUUUUUUUAAAACAAUUUCUAAUUUAAAUGAAGUCUUUAAAACUGUGAAACCUGUUUUUUGGAAAUAUAUCUGGAUGUACAGUGUAUAGACUUACCUUAAUGCAGCAGCAGCACAGUAGAAUAUUGUUCGGAAUAUCCCGUUUUACAUUUCUAUUGAGGAAGUGGCUUGUAAUGUGCUAACCUUUAGCUGGUAUUACCUACUCUAGAGUUGUGUGACUCUAAUCAUAUCUAUUAUCCCAAUAUCUACAAUAUCAAUCCCCAGUUUGUUGUUUUCCACUGUUAUUGGUUUUGUUUUGAUGCAGAGAUAUUGCUGUUCUAGAUCCCAAAAAGCGUAGAAGCGGAUUGAUUCAUGUCACUGUGAAGAGGCUCGUUCAGUACUGGAUGUCAUAAUGUACCAAAUCACUAUUAUUGAUUUAAUAAUAAUAAUAACAACAAGGAAGGAAUAACAAUGAUUCUUACACACUGAAAAGAGACUCUUCUGAGAAACUUAUCAAUAAAAAGUAAUUGUUUACUUCA